Messenger RNA from Carya illinoinensis, 822 nucleotides. RefSeq lists its product as uncharacterized. NCBI's taxonomy places the organism in Eukaryota, Viridiplantae, Streptophyta, Magnoliopsida, Fagales, Juglandaceae. The record is from RefSeq and is a predicted model, not a curated record. The coding region runs from base 1 to 822 and encodes 273 amino acids. The transcript has 2 exons. Gene Ontology annotation, molecular function: RNA-DNA hybrid ribonuclease activity; nucleic acid binding.
AUGUGGGGCAUCCAAGCUCCUCAAGCCACCAAGGCCUUAUUGUGGAGGGCUGCAAAGGAGUCCCUUGCUACGAAUAUGAACCUGCACAAGAGAAAGGUGGUGGAGUCUCCACUAUGCCCAAUCUGUCUCAGGUACCCUGAAUCAGUCUCACAUGCCCUCUGGACCUGUGCAGCAGCUCAAGAUGUGUGGUUAAAAAGCUCAAGAAGGGUUCAGAAACUGGACAUUCUAAAUGGCUCCUUCAAAGCAAUCCUAAUGCCAUUUUGGAGCCAACUGUCCAAGAGAGAACUCACAGAAGUUGCAAUAACUGCAAAGGCAAUUUGGCAUAGGAGGAAUACUUGGUUUUUUGAGAAAAAGUUUCAAUCCCCUUCUCAGGUGUCAAAGCAGGUUCAUGCUGAGAUGGUAGCCAUUGGUUCUCGUUCUAAAGUUGGAAUUGGUGUGAUUGUCAGAGAUUCGGAGGGCUUGGUUAUUGCCUCUCUAUGUUCUUCUAUUACACUAAAUCCUAAUCCAAUGCUUGGGGAAGCUGUAGCAGCUUUAAGAGCAACUAUCUUGUGUGCUGAACUGGGAUUAACUCAAAUCAUAAUAGAAGGAGAUGCUCUCAAUGUGGUUCAGGCUGUUCAAAGUGAAGAAGAAAAUUGGAACGCAUUUGGAAUGGUAAUUAGAGAUGUCAAGUCCUUAUUGUCAAAGGUUCGGGAGUGGUCAAUUCAACAUACCCAUAGGGAGUUCAAUGUAAUUGCCCAUACUCUAGCAAAAUAUGCUCUGACUUGUUCAGACGAUUGUAUCCUUCUGGAGGACUACCCUCCAUGUAUCCAGCAUUUACUCUAA